AUGAAUUAAAAUUAUGAGAAGUAUGAUGAAAAUUUCUAAAUGAUACAAAAACUUGAAGAACGCAAAAUUAAACAAAUAUUUUGUGAUAAUCUAGCUUUGUCUACACCUACAUUAAUGAACACAUAGCGUAAAUAAACUGAUAUUCAAUAUAUUCAUAAAGAAAGAGCCAUUUUAGAUGUGCGUUUAACUAAUGUCAUUUAACUAGAUCUUUGUCAAUUCCAUUAUAUUGAAGUACCAUUAUUUGGUCACAAAAAGCCUCUUGUGAUUUGUACAAAUCUUGAUAAAUAGUAGAUUUUUAAUUCACAGAUUAAGCCAAAAUGAAAUUUUACAUCUCAAGUCAUACCAUAACUCCAAACAGAUUUAAUAAUGAAGAAUCUUUUGAGAGAAAACAAAUUCUUAGAUAUACAGAAUAGGGUGAAUAAGUACUUUUCUCAUAACGUUGUUUAUAUUUGGCAAUAUUUUCUUAAUAAGCUACUACAAUAUAUGCAAAGGCUUCAUUUGGUAUUAAACCAUAAUAAUAAUAAAAAAUGGAAACUGAAUCCAAAUUAAGACCUUCUACAGGUUAUCAAUUCACAAGAUCAUCUUAAUUUUUUUUUACAAGAAAACCAUCUAAAGAUAUGAUAUCACUUAAUAAGAAUAUUGAAUAAUAUUAACCUGAAAAAAUUAAACUUUAAUAAAAUUUAAGAAGAGUUUAAUCUGCUAGAAAGAUAUCAGAGACUUUACACAAAAAAAGAUAAAUAUUUGAGGAAAAGAAGGAAACUUUAAAAGAAAGAUUUGAGUUUUAAGAAAAGAAAAAGAUUUUAAAAGAAAUUAUUCUUUAUAGAAAUAAUAUUGAUAACUUUAUAAAAUUUCAAUAAAAAUUAUGGUUACAGAAUCUAUAUUUCAUUCAUAUGGUAUCCAUUAUUAAAAAGAGAUAUUAUGUAAAUAAAGAUCUUAUUAUUUUUAGGAUAAUAUAAUUUUUUAAUUUAAAUAAUCCAUAAAGAAAAGAAGGCAAUAUAGAGUUAGAUAAGUUUUAUAAAGGAUGUUAUAAAAAUCUGGGAAAGAUAUAUUUCAAAGAACAUUGUUUCAAGGACUUUUGAUAUUAAGAAUGUUAUCUAAGGUUAAAGAAAAUGGGGCUAAAAAGAAAGCAAAAAGAAUAAUACAUACUUUUAUGAUGAGUUAUGGAUAAAUUGGUGAGAUAUUUUAAAAAACCUAUUAAUUUAAAAGAAGAAUGAGGAAGAUCAUAGAAGUUUAUAGAAUAUACAGAAAGAAGGUUUAAGCAUAUGUCAAUAGAAUUAUCAUGUUAUGGAAUAAAUAUUGGAAUUAAAUUUAUAUGGAUAUAAAAAAAGAAGAUUAGGAAAGUAAUUUAUCAUGAUUAUUUCUUAACUUUAGAAGUAAAAUAGAUUAAAGUUUAAAUGUAAAAGACUAUAAUUAACUAUCAUAUUGAAGAAGAAAUAGCGAAAUCACCAUAUCUAGAUAUGUAUUUUCAUUUAUAAAAUUGUUAGUAAGGUAUAAAGUGUAAUUGUAAAUAACUAUUAUAAAGAAAUUAAGAAUUUAUAUAUAAGAAAAUGGAGAGUAUUAAAAAUUAAAGUAAAAUCAUCUAAAUUUUAAACUUUGAUGGCAACUUAAGCAUUUGA
Molecule: messenger RNA, 1616 nt
Organism: Paramecium pentaurelia
Lineage: Eukaryota; Ciliophora; Oligohymenophorea; Peniculida; Parameciidae
Source: the annotation of a GenBank genome assembly